AUGAAUAUCAUCCUCCCAGAGCAAGAAGGAGGUAUUGCGAUCGAGAACGUUAGCAGGGAUGAAGGUUCAAAUCUUGAAGCUUUUGUAGCAAGGAGCUGCUACCCUUCUUUUUUGGAAGGACAUUGCUUGCUUAAAGUCAAUUUUAGAGUUUUCAGUUUUGAUAAAGUGUUUAUUGACAAAAAAGGGGUUAUCCGCCAACUCUUAUAUCUAAUACUACCCUUAAGAAGAUAUCAAGAUCAUCAAAUGAUUCUUAAUAAUGAAAUGAUUGUUCUUCAGCUUGCACCGACUACUUUGUGUAUAUCUAAUGAGGAGCAUCAAGUUGUUGACUUUGAAAGGUUUACCCAAGAAGCUUUGAACUACGUGUUCUUGAAGAGAAAUAGCGGGAAAUUAAAUGAAACAAUGAUUUAUAGGUGGAUUUAAAGAUUUUGUGUUAUAUAAUUUUUUGAAUGGGUAAAAUGUGAGAAAAAGCAAUGUACUUUCAUUAGUUUAUCUAAUCAAAGCAGCUUACUUUCAUUUUAUUUCUAAGCUAUUUUUAAUUUAAUUUUGUUUAAGUUUUUGUUUUUGUGUUCGUAUUUAAGUAUUGAAAAUUGAAAGU
Lactuca saligna is the source of this 595-nucleotide messenger RNA. The record is from the annotation of a GenBank genome assembly. Lineage: Eukaryota; Viridiplantae; Streptophyta; Magnoliopsida; Asterales; Asteraceae.